Tetrahymena thermophila SB210 is the source of this 2031-nucleotide messenger RNA. RefSeq names its product cyclic nucleotide-binding domain protein. The record is from RefSeq and is a predicted model, not a curated record. The transcript is spliced from 2 exons. Lineage: Eukaryota; Ciliophora; Oligohymenophorea; Hymenostomatida; Tetrahymenidae.
AUGCUAAUUAAACGUUACUUGAAUUUAAGUUUAGUUUCUAAAUUAGGGUAGUACUAACAUUUUGGAGAAGAAUCUUUAGUUUCCUCUGCAUAUAGAUAAGAAACUGCUGCUUGUAUUGAAGAUACAGAGCUCAUAUUUAUAAAAAAAGAUGACUUUAAGGCUAUAGUAAAUCUGAAAGAGGAUAAAAAGCUACUUAAAAAAACGGAAUACAUGAGAAACUGCAUUCUCUUUUAAGAUUGGAGUUUUAAUACUUUGAAAUAUUUAUAUUUAAGUUCAGAGGAAAUAAGUGUUUCAAAAGGGGAAAUAGUUUUUAACUAAGAUGAUAUAUCUUCUACUGUAUUUUUAAUUAAAUCAGGAUCAUUUUCAGCAGUGAAAAAGUUAAGAGUAGAUUUAAGUGAAAAGCAAAAAAUUCCUAUUUAGACUUUAAAAUAAUAUAAAAGUAAAAUGGAUUAGAUGUAUAAAAAUUUAGAAGUUAAAGUCUAUACUUAUAGCCAAUAUGGAAUUUUUGGUGAAGAAGAUCUAUUGUUGAAUUAAAAUAGAACUUUUUCUGUGGUUUGCGAGAGUUUUGCUGGCGAAUUGCUAGUGAUUUAAGCCUCUGAAUUUUUUAAUAAAGUAAUGAAGCUGUCAAGUGAAGUAAUUCAAACAAUACAAAAACAAAAAGAACAAAUAUUUGAGUAGUCUUAUCAAUAGUAAAAAAGAAAUAUUAACAAAUAUCAGAGCUUUAUUAUAGAAAAUAGAUAAGAGACCUUAAAUUAAAUUGAUAUAUAAUUAAAGUAGAAAUCUGUCGAGAUUCUGAAAGAAGAUGAAUCUCAAGAACUACAUUUUAGAAUUAAUUAAGAGUUCCAUCAGUUAAAGAAUAUAGAUCCGAAUGUGUCACCUUCGAUAUAUCCAAGAAAAAAUUUACAUUCAUUUUAUCGACGGAAAAUGUAUUAAUAAAUAAUAAAUAAAUAAAAGAGCUUUGAAAAUCCUAUAUUUAGUCCUUCUAAAAGUAAGGAAGAUAAUUCUCAAAAAGAAGCUCCUGAAAUGAUUUCAAAGCUUAUAGAUAAAAAAAAGAAAGUUUAUCAAGAAAAAAAUAUGAAACCAACAAAUAUAGAAGAAUACGAUGAUAUAAUAGAAAUAAGUCCAAGGACUAAAAAGCAAUUUGAAAAAAGAAGAUCCGUUUUAAAAAGCCCGAAAAGAAAUAAAAGCACUAACUACACAAAGAGAUAAUCAAUUUAGGUACUAGAAAAUUUGAUUAAAAAUGUGAAUAAAAAGUAUCAAGUUAAUGAGUCAUUUUUCUAAAGUGAAGAUCAAGAAAAUGUAUAAAAUUAGAAUGAAAAUAAAAGAAAAAGUAAAAUAGUACUAGCUGAUCUGUCUGUAUCUUUUGAUGUGUCGAAAGAUAAAAUUUUAUCUGUUGAUAAUAGCUCUCUAAAAAAUAUUGAGAAGCUACUAAAGAGAAGAGAUAGUAUUACUACCAGAUUGCUAUCACAUCACACUGAUGCAUCUAAUUCAUAAAUAUUGGAGGAUAUUGUAAAUUUAAAUUAUUCUAAAGAUUUAACAGAUUAUGCCCAAAAAGAUAUUAUUAGAGAGAGUAAAUCUAAAGAGGAUUAACAGUUCUUACCAAAAAUAAAAUACAAAGUUAAUGACUAGGAAGAAUACAUGAAACACCUAAAGCUACAAAUAGAUUCAUAUAAUACUUAUAAUUAAAAGUAAGAUAAAGUACUCUAAAAGUAUUUAGAAAAUAAAAAUUUAAAGGCUACAAAUGAAUACAAUUAUAUAAAAUUAUCUCUAUCUUAAUUUGUAGAUUAGAAUGAAUAUAAAUAAAUAUGUAAUUAGAAUUCUAGAUCUCGAUAUUUAUCAACAAACUCAAAAAAAGUAAACAUGCAAAGUGCUGUCUGGUAAUAUAAUAUUUAGCAGCUAAAUAAGUCUAAGCAAGUGAUUAACUAAGCUCUCAAUAAUAUUAAAAUAUAAAAUGAAGAAAAAAGCCUUAGAAGAUCUAUCCCAAUAAGAAUUAGCUCUUCCUUAUCAAAAUAUUAAUAUCCUUAAAGUUGA